Homo sapiens (human) is the source of this 1903-nucleotide messenger RNA. It is a transcript of the gene RCN3, whose product is annotated as reticulocalbin 3. The transcript has 7 exons. NCBI's taxonomy places the organism in Eukaryota, Metazoa, Chordata, Mammalia, Primates, Hominidae. The coding region runs from base 386 to 1483 and encodes 365 amino acids. Gene Ontology annotation, biological process: phospholipid homeostasis; ERAD pathway; protein transport. Gene Ontology annotation, molecular function: calcium ion binding. The record is from RefSeq and is a predicted model, not a curated record. Gene Ontology annotation, cellular component: endoplasmic reticulum lumen; endoplasmic reticulum.
ACAUUUGCGGGAACGCAGAGCGGAGCGUGGAGAGCGGAGCGAAGCUGGAUAACAGGGUAAAGGGAGUGGGUGGGGGGCCUCUGUCCAGGGAGGGCGGCUCGGGUCGAGGACCAGGGUCCGGACUGGGAGCAAUGACGGGGAGCCUGCCUGACCUCUCGCUGGCCACAACUAUGCCCUGCACCUUGCGUGGGAUGUGCGCCACGUCUGUCUCUGUAAUUCCCCCUGGCAGGUCUGGGACCCCCCUGAGACUCCGUCAGAAGAUUCGGUCCUCCCCAUAGGUGGCUUUACCUCUAAGCAUCCCGCCCUCUUUUCCCCCAUCGCCCGCCCUUUUUGAGCCCGAAAGCUUGCAGCCAACUUCCAACUCCCUGUCCUGUCCUAGGGACCGAUGAUGUGGCGACCAUCAGUUCUGCUGCUUCUGUUGCUACUGAGGCACGGGGCCCAGGGGAAGCCAUCCCCAGACGCAGGCCCUCAUGGCCAGGGGAGGGUGCACCAGGCGGCCCCCCUGAGCGACGCUCCCCAUGAUGACGCCCACGGGAACUUCCAGUACGACCAUGAGGCUUUCCUGGGACGGGAAGUGGCCAAGGAAUUCGACCAACUCACCCCAGAGGAAAGCCAGGCCCGUCUGGGGCGGAUCGUGGACCGCAUGGACCGCGCGGGGGACGGCGACGGCUGGGUGUCGCUGGCCGAGCUUCGCGCGUGGAUCGCGCACACGCAGCAGCGGCACAUACGGGACUCGGUGAGCGCGGCCUGGGACACGUACGACACGGACCGCGACGGGCGUGUGGGUUGGGAGGAGCUGCGCAACGCCACCUAUGGCCACUACGCGCCCGGUGAAGAAUUUCAUGACGUGGAGGAUGCAGAGACCUACAAAAAGAUGCUGGCUCGGGACGAGCGGCGUUUCCGGGUGGCCGACCAGGAUGGGGACUCGAUGGCCACUCGAGAGGAGCUGACAGCCUUCCUGCACCCCGAGGAGUUCCCUCACAUGCGGGACAUCGUGAUUGCUCUGCCCGGAGCUAAAUUUCCAAGAGAACCUCUCACUCUUACCCCAGGGGUCCAGCCUCCCCCAGGAGCCAGGGUCAUCGGCCCCCAGCCUCAAUGCCCCUUUCUCCUCCAGGAAACCCUGGAGGACCUGGACAGAAACAAAGAUGGCUAUGUCCAGGUGGAGGAGUACAUCGCGGAUCUGUACUCAGCCGAGCCUGGGGAGGAGGAGCCGGCGUGGGUGCAGACGGAGAGGCAGCAGUUCCGGGACUUCCGGGAUCUGAACAAGGAUGGGCACCUGGAUGGGAGUGAGGUGGGCCACUGGGUGCUGCCCCCUGCCCAGGACCAGCCCCUGGUGGAAGCCAACCACCUGCUGCACGAGAGCGACACGGACAAGGAUGGGCGGCUGAGCAAAGCGGAAAUCCUGGGUAAUUGGAACAUGUUUGUGGGCAGUCAGGCCACCAACUAUGGCGAGGACCUGACCCGGCACCACGAUGAGCUGUGAGCACCGCGCACCUGCCACAGCCUCAGAGGCCCGCACAAUGACCGGAGGAGGGGCCGCUGUGGUCUGGCCCCCUCCCUGUCCAGGCCCCGCAGGAGGCAGAUGCAGUCCCAGGCAUCCUCCUGCCCCUGGGCUCUCAGGGACCCCCUGGGUCGGCUUCUGUCCCUGUCACACCCCCAACCCCAGGGAGGGGCUGUCAUAGUCCCAGAGGAUAAGCAAUACCUAUUUCUGACUGAGUCUCCCAGCCCAGACCCAGGGACCCUUGGCCCCAAGCUCAGCUCUAAGAACCGCCCCAACCCCUCCAGCUCCAAAUCUGAGCCUCCACCACAUAGACUGAAACUCCCCUGGCCCCAGCCCUCUCCUGCCUGGCCUGGCCUGGGACACCUCCUCUCUGCCAGGAGGCAAUAAAAGCCAGCGCCGGGA